GCGGGGGCCGGCAGGGAGGAUGCAGCCCGACCUCCCCGUCGGCGACGCGGCGCUGCGCAGCCCACCGGCUCCUGAGCCGGCCGGCGGUGCCUUCCCCAGCGCUGAGGCCACCAAGCCACCCUACAGCUACAUCGCCCUCAUCACCAUGGCCAUCCAGAGCGCGCCCGAGCAGCGCAUCACCCUCAGCGGCAUCUACCGCUACAUCAUGGGCCGCUUCACCUUCUACCGCGAGAACAAGCAGGGCUGGCAGAACAGCAUCCGCCACAAUCUCUCCCUCAACGAGUGCUUCGUCAAGGUGCCCCGUGACGACAAGAAGCCGGGAAAGGGCAACUACUGGACCCUCGACCCCGACUGCUACAACAUGUUUGAGAAUGGCAGCUUCUUGCGGCGCCGCCGACGCUUCACCAGGAAGAAGGGUCUUCGGGAUGCACCAGGCACUGAGGGAGACGAGGGGCGCGGGAAGACCCCCAGGCAGCAGGGGCAAGGGCUGCCCGCUGCUCCGCUGCUGGACGAGGGGAAGGCAGAGGGGGGCUACAGCUCGCCGUCGGCCACAGGACGCCUGCCGAGCCCUGCCGCUCUCUCUGAGGGUGCUGGUGUGCCGGGCUGCACCGAGCCCUGGGCCCGGCGUCAGCCACCCAAGGCCAGGCAGCCCUGCCUGUACCUGCCGGACAUGGCACAGCCCAAGGGGCCGUUCUUCACGCCCCCCGAGAGCCGCCCGCCCAAGGAGACUGUCUUCGGGGGGCUCCCGGCGGCGCUGCAGCUGCCCCGGCCAGGUCAGUACCCAUUGCCCAGCGAGCGCCCGGCCCAGCACCAGCACCCUGCCCUGCUGCCUGCCCUGCUGCCCACCCAGCACAGGGACCCCCCGCAGGACUCACCGGCCACCCCAGACACCCCCCCAGAGCAGCGGGAGGGCAAGGAGCUGGCUGCCCCUGCGCUGGGGCCGUGUCAGCCAUUCGGGCAGGUGCCACCUGCAUUCCCUGGCAACCUCCUGGGCACGGGCAAGCCCCCCCCAUCCUGCUUCCUGGAGGGAGAGGGCUGCACGCAGCCCCACCUGCCCGUGUUCGGCUCCUUCAGCCGGCCGGGCCCCGAGGCGCUGGGCAGCAGCUAUCAGUGCCGGGUGCAGGCGCUCAGCUUCUGCGUGAAGGAGCGGCCCUGCAGCACAGCGCUGGAGCAUCUCCUGGCUGCAGCCCCCCCGGCCUCCACCACCCCCUGCCAGCCACCCUUCGGGGCCAUGGGGCCACGGGCAGGUGAGCAGAAGGAGCCAUGGGGGCCGGGGACCACGAUCCCACUGCAGGGGGGUAAUGGCUACCACCUGGGGCUGCCCCCCUGCCUCUACCGGACACCCGGCAUGUUCUUCUUUGAGUGAGGGACUCCCCACCCCGGGACAACCCAGCACCUAAUAAAGCACA
Molecule: messenger RNA, 1409 nt
Organism: Vidua macroura (Pin-tailed whydah)
Lineage: Eukaryota; Metazoa; Chordata; Aves; Passeriformes; Viduidae
Gene: FOXS1
Product: forkhead box S1
Exons: 1
Coding region: 20-1366 (448 amino acids)
Biological process (GO): anatomical structure morphogenesis; cell differentiation; regulation of transcription by RNA polymerase II
Molecular function (GO): RNA polymerase II cis-regulatory region sequence-specific DNA binding; DNA-binding transcription factor activity, RNA polymerase II-specific
Source: RefSeq, a predicted model, not a curated record